AUGGAAUACUAUCACCAACACCUAAAUGGACGGGUAUUUACACCUGCUGAUCCUCUCUACAGUAUUUGGGAUGCUGAGUUACCUUAUAAACUGUUUUUUGCUUUAUGUCUAAUUCUUAUUUGUUCAACGAUACAAGCCGGUGAAAAUGUUGAUGAAAACGAGGAUGAGACUGAACAUGACCAUUCUGAACACGAACACGAAGACAGUGAUACUGAUGACGAAAAUUUAGACAACGCCGACGUUCAUGAAGGUGAUGACAGUGAUUCAGACAACGAUGUUAAACGUGAUGUUGCUGAAGAUACAAGCGAUAUCGGAGAAACUGACGAUGACGGCUAUGACGAAGACGAUGUUGACGAAUGA
Didymodactylos carnosus is the source of this 360-nucleotide messenger RNA. Lineage: Eukaryota; Metazoa; Rotifera; Eurotatoria; Philodinida; Philodinidae. The record is from the annotation of a GenBank genome assembly.